Arachis duranensis is the source of this 1410-nucleotide messenger RNA. RefSeq names its product UPF0481 protein At3g47200-like. Bases 65 to 1378 code for a protein of 437 amino acids. The transcript is spliced from 2 exons. The record is from RefSeq and is a predicted model, not a curated record. NCBI's taxonomy places the organism in Eukaryota, Viridiplantae, Streptophyta, Magnoliopsida, Fabales, Fabaceae.
AGGGUACUGAGUCAAAGGCCACACUCUCAUAUCGUUUCACUUUUCAAAUACACAAGGCUGAAAGAUGCCAACUCCGAAUCCUAAUGGCGGUGUAAUGAAGAUUGAAGCAAUGUUGGAGAAGGGACAAGCUCGCUUUACAAAGGAAUGUUGCAUCUACAGGGUUCCCCAUAACAUCCGCAAGCUUAAAGAAGAUGGAUACACUCCAGAGAUUGUUUCCAUUGGUCCUUUUCACCAUGGAAAUGAAAAAUUGCUAAAGAUGGAGGACCAUAAAAGAUUAUAUUGCAAACAAUUCAUUGAAAGAUCCGAGACAAACAAGUUAGAAAGUUUUGUGAAUUGCGUGCAAGAGCUUGAGCCAAAGAUUCGUGGUUGUUACUCAGAUGACAUCAAGCUUAGUAAGGAAGAACAUGUUAUGGUGAUCUUGGUGGACUGCUGCUUCAUAUUAGAGUUUCUACUCAGGUACCAUUUCAUGCUUACACGUGGCGACGAUGCUAUUCUUUUGCCACCACGGCUAAGGCUUUAUAUACAAUAUGAUUUGUUGUUGCUUGAGAAUCAAGUCCCAUUCUUUGUUCUUGACAAGCUUUACAAUCUGGUUUUUCCUUCUACCUUCAUUGGUGGGAGCGAGAGCCAGAGCCACGACAGGCAUCCUUCAUUGUUAAGUCUCGCUCUUUAUCAUAUAGUUCCUGGUAGAAUAAUCUUUCCUGGUGAUUUUAAGGGUGACUUAUCAGUAUCCAAUGUUGGUGGAAUAGCUCAUUUCACAGAUCUUUCUAGAAAGCUUCUAUUAUUGUCCUGUAACUUAUCAAUCUCUAGAUGUUCAAGAGAAGCACAGAUAGUGCAAAUUUAUAGUGCAACUGAGUUGAAGGAAGCAGGAGUGAAGUUUGAGGUAAAGAAAGCUAGUCAAUGCUUACUAGACUUGCAACUUUUUGGUCAUACUUUGAGAAUUCCAUUCUUUAGAGUGGAGGACACUACUGAAGUUGUUUUGAGAAAUUUGUUAGCUUUCGAGCAAUGCCAUUGUAUCAAUGAAUCCUAUCUCGCUGACUAUAUCGUUGUCUUGGAUUUUCUUAUCAACACAGACAAAGAUGUGGAUUUGCUGAUUAAGAAAGGAAUAAUUGAGAAUUGGUUAGGUGAUAGCAAUGCAGUGGCUAAAAUGUUCAAUGGCCUUGCAGUGAACAUUUUGACUCCAGAUUUUAAUGAGAAAUAUUCCCAUAUUUUUCAAAGGUUGAAUGCUUUUUGUGCACGCCCUUGGAACAAAAAGGUUGCGACUUUGAGGCGCGAUUAUUGCAACACUCCAUGGAAGACGGUAGCUUCCAUUGCUGGAAUUUUUCUGCUUGUUCUCACUGUUGUUCAGACAGUAUUUUCUAUUCUCCAAGGAGUACACUAGUACUAGAUUAAUGCUUGAUAUCUUUGUAUUUG